AUGGCUCCCAAUCUAAAGGACAUGGCCAGCGCGGCCAUCAGCCUCCCCAAGCGCAUCGCCAUCCCCCUAACCCCCACAAGCCCACCCGGCCUCGUCCAGGCGCUGACCGUCGACCCGUGGUCCAAGUCGGGCAAGUACGCGCUUGGAUGGACGUACUUUGCCCUGGCCCUCGUGCUGUGCGUGACGGCCGUCCGCUUCUGGCACUUCUGGCAGGACAAGAUCCGCCAGGCCAUCUACAAGCAAGAGGUCGAGGAGCACUACCAGAACCUGUACAAUAUCGACGCCGACUACGCCAUGGCCAUGCGCAGCGGCCAGGCCAGCCAGUUCUUCUUCCCGGACAUGGCGGGCGACGGCGCGGCCACGGCGACGGCCGAGAAGACCUUCCGCCCCAAGGCGCACUUCUCGUCCGUGGGGCCCGUCAACGACACGCUGGCCCUGUUCCGGUGGGUCUUCUACAGGCCCCUGCCCGACCUGGUCUUCCGCAAGUACAGGCUCACCUUCUCCUCGCCGGCGGUGCUGACGUGCGCCCUCGUCGCCACCGUCUUCGUCACGCUGUACUGCUUCCUCCAGCAGCCGCUCUACUGGCAGAGCAUCCAGUUCGGGUCGCCGCCGCUGGCCAUCCGGUCCGGCAUGAUCGCCGUGGCGCUGACGCCGUGGAUCGUCGCCACCAGCAUGAAGGCCAACCUGCUCACCGUCGUCACGGGCAUCGGCCCGGAGCGCCUCAACGUCCUCCACCGCUGGCUCGGCUACCUGUGCCUGUUCCUGACGCUGGUCCACUGCGUGCCCUUCUACGUCCAGCCGGUGUGGGACGACGGCGGCAUGGAAGUCUUCCAGCGCCUCUUCCCGGGCGGCAGCGGCAUCAUCUACGGCACCGGCAUCGCCUGCCUCGUCCCCCUGUGCUGGCUGUGCGUGGCCUCGCUGCCGUAUGUCCGCCGCGUGGCCUACGAGGCCUUUGUCCUGCUGCACGUGCCCGUGGGCGCCGCCUACGUCGGCCUGCUCUUCUGGCACACGAAGAACUACCUCAUGUCGUGGAGCUACCUGUACGCCACCGUGGCCGUCUGGGCCGUGUGCUGCUGCGCGCGCUUCUUCAACCUCAACUGGACCAAGCCCUGGCGGCCCAUGGCCUUCAUGGUCGGCGACGAGGCCGCCAUAACGCUCAUGGCCGAGAACGCCAUCAAGAUCACCAUCCCCACCCAGAUGCGCUGGAAGCCCGGCCAGUACGUCUACCUGCGCAUGCCGGGCAUCUCCUUCCUCGACAACCACCCCUUCACCAUCUCGUCCCUGUGCAGCGACGACUUCCCCUCCGAGUACGGCGAGCAGUUCCGCGACUGCAUCAUCGUCUUCAAGCCCUACGGCGGCUUCACCCGUCGCGUCCUGGAGACGGCCGUCGACAAGGGCCCCUUCCACACCUACCGGGCCUUCCUCGACGGCCCCUACGGCGGCAUGCGCCGCGACCUCGCCGCCUUCGACACGUGCGUCCUCAUCGCCGGCGGCAGCGGCAUCACCGCCCUCAUGUCCCAGCUCCUGAACCUGAUCAAGCGCAUGCGCGACGGGAAGGCCAUCACGCGCAAGGUCGUCGUCGUCUGGGCCCUGAAGCGCCUGGAAGCCAUGGACUGGUUCAGGGAGGAGCUGAGGAUCUGCCGCGACGCCGCGCCCCCGGAGAGCGUCACGUGCAAGUUCUUUGUCACCUCAGCCGUGCGGCACCGGCCCGGUGAGGAGAUAGGGUCCAACGCUGCGGCGGCGGCAGCGGCGGCGGCGCCCGGCGUGCCGCCGACGAACCGUGCCCUGACGCACGCCCUGCACGACAAGCUGGACGGCUUCGUGGCCGGCGUGGCGUCGAAGCGCAACUCGGCGAUGAUAUACGCCGAGGCCCAGGGCGACCCAGAUCGGGAGCGCGAGCUGCGGGCCGAGAACGAGGACCGCAUCACGGCCCUCCCCCAUCAGGACUAUAUGCAGGUCCAGCACCAGCACCACCACCACCACCAGGGGCAGGCGCCGCAGGCCGGCCCUCUACCGGCCAAGCUCAUCUCGCCCGUGGAGGAUGACGAUGUGCAGGGCCGUCUGCCCCUCGGGCCAAACGGGUACCCCGUCGACAAGAAGCAGGUCGAGGUGGAGGAGCACCGGACAGAGUUCCGCUUCCCUCCUAUCCACAGGGAGAACCCGCUACAUUUCAACAGCGCGCCCAAGGUCCUAGCCGAACAGCGGCAGCAGCAGCAGCAGCAGCAAGGCCAGGAGACCCAGGACGGAGAGGGAGGAGGGCAAGAGGGGGAGAAUGGCGGAUUCCCAGUCCGGGCCCCGGAGCUAGCCCACCUGCGGACCAACCUACCCCCGGCGGGCGCUCGACCGACAUCGACGUUCGGCCCCCCCUCGGGCUUCGACUUUGGCUUCCCCGAGACGCCGACGGAAUUCCAGAAGAACCUGAUGCGCUCUGCCUUCCCUAUACCACACCAGAUAGACGGCAGCUGGAGCGUCGAGUACGGCCGACCGGACCUGGGAUACAUGCUCAAGGAAUGGGCCACGGGCGGGGCGGACGGGAGGGGCAUACUCGGACGCAGGACGGGGGUGUUCGUAUGCGGCCCCCCGGGUAUGAGGGUCGGCGUGGCUACUACGGUUGCUAGGUUGCAGGCAGAGAUUUGGGGGGAUGACGAGCUCGAGGAGAUCUACCUACAUACGGAGAACUACGCUCUGUAG
Molecule: messenger RNA, 2691 nt
Organism: Geosmithia morbida
Lineage: Eukaryota; Fungi; Ascomycota; Sordariomycetes; Hypocreales; Bionectriaceae
Product: Ferric reductase NAD binding domain
Exons: 1
Coding region: 1-2691 (896 amino acids)
Biological process (GO): intracellular iron ion homeostasis; copper ion import; iron ion transport
Cellular component (GO): plasma membrane
Molecular function (GO): ferric-chelate reductase activity
Source: RefSeq, a predicted model, not a curated record